Molecule: messenger RNA, 1387 nt
Organism: Anopheles moucheti
Lineage: Eukaryota; Metazoa; Arthropoda; Insecta; Diptera; Culicidae
Product: mitochondrial import inner membrane translocase subunit Tim17-A-like
Exons: 3
Coding region: 123-665 (180 amino acids)
Biological process (GO): protein import into mitochondrial matrix
Cellular component (GO): mitochondrial inner membrane; TIM23 mitochondrial import inner membrane translocase complex
Molecular function (GO): transmembrane protein transporter activity
Source: RefSeq, a predicted model, not a curated record
AACGAACAAAAAAGGUAGAGGAAAAUCACAUACAUUUUGCAAUAAAACGUGAGUUAUUUGGAGAAAUAAUUUACCUACUCUUCAAAGAGCGGUUAGAUCCUUAAACGACACCUAAACCAUCAAUGGAGGAGUAUGCUCGUGAACCGUGUCCGUAUCGUAUCGUGGAUGAUUGCGGUGGAGCAUUUGCUAUGGGUUGCAUCGGCGGUGGUGUAUUUCAAGCAAUAAAAGGAUUCCGUAAUGCUCCAUCAGGAUUCAAUCGACGUUUGCUGGGAAGCUUAACAGCGAUUAAAAGCCGGUCGCCUAUUAUUGCUGGAAAUUUUGCCGUAUGGGGUGGAAUGUUUAGCACGAUUGAUUGCACAUUGGUGCAUUUUCGGAAGAAAGAAGACCCUUGGAACUCUAUAAUCAGCGGUGCGGCCACGGGUGGCAUUUUGGCAGCUCGGAACGGUGUACCUGCCAUGAUCGGCAGUGCGGUAAUAGGUGGCGUGCUGCUAGCUUUGAUUGAAGGUGUGGGCAUCAUGUUUACGCGUAUAUCUGCUGAACAGUUCCGUAACCCCACUCCACCGAGCGAUGAUCCUUCGGUGCUUGGUGAUCCAAAUCAACAGCAAAUGUCUGCAAGUCCUCCGUCAUCAUUUGCGUUUGGCCAGUCUGGACAGAAUUAUCAAUAAUGAAUGUGCUUAGAAGUGUUACGGAUAUCGAAUGACGUAUGCUGCCCAUUCACUUGAGCAGGAUAAAAGCUAUUCGUCAAGCUGACGUGUUUUAAUUUGGGUCUUCUGGCUAAGUGUAUAUUUAAAAACAUUAAUGUAUAUUUUUGAGUGAAAGUGUGAGUGAGAUUCCAGAUGUUUGUCGAUCAGAUUGCCACGUUUGAUAUUAAGUUGUUGGUUGGAUCGAUUGAUACUUUUGAGGGGUAUGAAAGAUGUAUGAAAGGGUAGUGCUUGUGAUAAAAUCCAAAUUGGAUCUGUAUGAAUGUGUAAUGCGCCAUAGAUCUGGUAGUAAUUCUUGCUCGUUGCAUGAUUUGCUUUCUGGUGAUUGAUUAUUGUGAAAGUACGAAACGACAUGAAAUAUUACUCGAACUCCAUAGAUAACACGUCGGCACCGAAUUUGUUAUGGAUAGGACUUGUGCCAGCACAAGACGCAUGUGGUAACAACAAAAAUUGCUACCGCAAACAAUAAUAGACAAGUUGUAACAGAAAUGAAGUGAUUAAUUGAUGUAAAUAGAAGCGAUCAAGUGAGUUUAACACUCAACAAACCAAUCUUAAUGGAUUAUUGAGUUACAAUAAGGAAUCUUUUUUUUUGUAUGACAACAGAACAAAAAUAUUAUGGUAUAACUUGCUACACCAAAGUAAUGUCCCUGCCGACAGAAAAAAUAGCAUCGAAAUAAAAAUGCCUC